AUGAGAGAGCCUCUCUCUCUCUAUGGAGGCAGAGCGGCUGAGGAGUUAGGGGGGCAGACGGCAUUCAUACUCUGGAACCAGAGAAAACCGCGACUGCCACAGUACCACUGUCGGGAAAUAGAGAGGGUGGAGGGGGCUAGGGGGGGGGGGGGCGGGGGGGGGGGGGGGGGGGGCAAGAGACAAUCACCUAACUCUGGAGGAGGGGCACGGGCGGUGGGUGGGACUUUGUGCGAACUUGUGAUGGGGGGGCGGAGGGGGGGAGGGAGGGGGUGGGAGGGGGGGCGUGGGGGGGCGGGGGAGGGGUCGUUGGGGUGGGGGGGGGGAGGGGGUGAGGGGGGCGCGGAGGGGUGGUCGGGCGGGGAGUGGGGGGUGGGAGGGGGGGAGUCUGUUGAUGGGAAAUCUGGGGGUGUGAGCGGUGUGUUGAGCUGCGGAUGUGUAUCCGGGGAUGGCGUGAGGCCGACUUAUUGUUCUAUCUGUGAUGUAAAUGGGGUAGUAUGGUUAAAAGGGGGGCGGGAAGUACAUAGGGGGGGGGGGUGA
Dicrocoelium dendriticum is the source of this 537-nucleotide messenger RNA. Lineage: Eukaryota; Metazoa; Platyhelminthes; Trematoda; Plagiorchiida; Dicrocoeliidae. The record is from the annotation of a GenBank genome assembly.